AUGGCGAGGAAGAUGCUUAUCGACGGGGUUCUGAGCCAGACCAACGAGGCCGAGGAGGCUCACUUUGAUUUCGACUUGUUCGUCAUCGGAGCUGGCAGCGGCGGUGUUCGUGCUUCCAGAUUCGCUACUAAUUUUGGAGCUAAGAAGGUUGGCAUAUGCGAGCUUCCGUUCCAUCCCAUCAGUUCGGAAGUGAUUGGAGGGGUCGGUGGAACGUGUGUUAUUCGUGGUUGUGUUCCCAAGAAGAUCUUGGUGUAUGGAGCAUCCUUUGGUGGUGAACUUGAGGAUGCAAGGAAUUACGGAUGGGAACUGAAUGAAAACCUGGAUUUCAACUGGAAAAAGCUGUUGAAGAAGAAGACCGAUGAAAUACUCAGAUUGAAUGGAAUUUACAAGAGGUUGUUGUCCAAUGCGGGAGUUAAAUUGUAUGAAGGCGAGGGAAGAAUUUCUGGUCCCAAUGAAGUUGAAGUUACACAGUUAGAUGGAACUAAAUUGCGCUACUCGGCAAAACAUAUACUGAUUGCCACUGGAAGUAGGGCGCAGCGCCCUGAUAUUCCAGGACAGGAGCUGGCUAUAACUUCUGACGAGGCCUUGAGCUUGGAAGAAAUGCCUAAACGUGCCAUAGUGCUUGGAGGAGGGUACAUUGCUGUGGAGUUUGCUUCUAUUUGGCGUGGAAUGGGUGCUUCUGUGGAUCUCUUUUUCAGAAAGGAACUUCCAUUGAGAGGUUUUGAUGAUGAAAUGAGAGCAGUAGUUGCAAGAAAUCUUGAGGGAAGAGGGGUCAAUAUGCAUGCAAGAACAAGUCUGACUGAGUUGGUAAAAACUGAAGAUGGAAUAAAAGUUCGAACAGAUCACGGAGAAGAAUUGGUCGCAGAUGUGGUACUCUUUGCUACGGGAAGGGUCCCAAAUUCAAAAAGAUUAAAUUUAGAAGCUGUAGGUGUUGAGGUUGACAAAAUGGGAGCUAUCAAGGUCAAUGAGCACUCACAGACAAACAUACCUAGCAUAUGGGCCAUCGGUGAUGUAACAAAUCGAAUGAAUCUUACACCUGUUGCUUUGAUGGAGGGAACAUGUUUUGCAAAAACUGUUUUCGGAGGGGAACCUACUAAACCGGACUAUGACCAUAUACCAUGUGCUGUGUUCUGCAUACCACCCCUUUCUGUUGUUGGGCUGAGUGAAGAGCAAGCAAUUGAACAAGCAAAUGGCGAUAUAUUAGUUUUCACUUCAAGCUUCAAUCCUAUGAGGAAUACUAUAUCCGGACGACAAGAGAAGACGGUCAUGAAGCUUGUUGUUGAUGCUACCACUGACAAGGUCUUGGGAGCUUCCAUGUGUGGGCCAGAUGCAGCUGAAAUCAUGCAGGGCAUUGCUAUUGCGAUAAAGUGUGGAGCGACUAAGGCACAGUUUGAUAGCACGGUUGGAAUACACCCUUCGGCUGCCGAAGAAUUCGUCACAAUGCGAUCAGUUAGUAGGCGUGCUGAAGGUGCUAAGAAACCGAAGACGAAUCUGUAA
This is a messenger RNA of Linum trigynum, 1497 nucleotides long. Lineage: Eukaryota; Viridiplantae; Streptophyta; Magnoliopsida; Malpighiales; Linaceae. The record is from the annotation of a GenBank genome assembly.